UGUCCCAGUAAAUACUUUGAUAAAUAUUUAAAAUUUCCAAAAUAAGAAAGUAUUAUAAAUAAUAAUAUUAUGUUUUUUUAAAAUUAAAUAUGAAAUCAUUUUAUCUAUUUCCUACAUUCACAUAUAAUAUUAAUUCUGGUUAUCUAACUAGUUUAGAAAACAAAUUCAAAGUUUUACUAUGAUCUAUGUAUGGUAGAAUACGUAAUCAAUUGUUUCUUAUAUAUUAUAUUCGUGCUAUAAUUCGUUUGCCUAUAUCAUGACUAGAACUCGUCGAUAUACCUUUGUCGUGAAUACGUGUUAUAACUUUAACUAUAUGGUCUACCUUAUUUUGAUUAUGUGUUUAACAUAUUCUAUAUUUAAUUCUAUGCUUUUCCACAUCGGUGGGUUCUUAGUUCUUACUCAGAAACCUUUGAUCCCUCCCUCAAUCUUCGUGUCAAGCUUAAAAUGACCUUCUUGAUCAGAUCUAGUAGUACCAUGUCUCAUACUGAAAACGAGCAGCCAAGAACAUAAUUCAGUCCAACAAGUUAAUUUAGAAGCUCUAAAGAAACUGCAACACCGUAAUUUCAACAACACUAAGACCCAAAAAGGCUUAUAAUUCCAAACACAAGCCACUAUGAAACAGGAUGCUGUAUAUGUACCUCAGUGUAUCAUUCCUAAAUGAGCAGUCAAUAACAUAAUUCAGUGCAAAAGUUACGAUAUAAUCUCAAAAGAACUAAACACAAGCCGCAAUGAAACAUGAUGUUGUACAUGUAAAAAUAACCAAACAGAAGCUACUUCCCAAGAACCAAAACAAAACACAAGUUACAUUCAAAGCUCCAAAGAACCAAACACAAGCCACUUCCCAAGCUUGGUGCCAUCACGCUGAGGCCGUUCCCUUGAAACGAGAUGCCGCUAAUGAAACACUCAUUACUUCAGGAAUUUGUUUAAAUGUUAGAAUUCCUCCAUCGUACUAAUACAGUCGAACAGCUUGCCGGGUUUCAAACUUCCUUUGAAUUCUGGUCAGUCAAGUCGUAAACCCGACUCCCAGAUACGGUUGUCACCUCGAGGCGCAGCAGGCACUUCACUGUAAUGAGGAAAGAGAAGAUUGAGAUAUAUCAUAGUUUUAUGGGUUUUUGAACAUGAUGUAGGCCGAUUUUAGAGUCUUUUUGAUCUUUUUAGAGUGUCUAUGAGUCUUUGUAGGUUCAUGUAUGUUUUGGACAAGUUUGGAGCAUUUAGAGCAUUUUGGAGCCUAAGGAGAACUGGAGCUGAAAACAACAAGUUGGGAAAAUUAUUGGACAUGGUGUCGACUGACGCCAAACUCUUUGGUGCCGACACCCAUCGUGUGUAUAGCAAUCUCCACGUUGCUUUUAACAAGUUUCAAGAAAUUGAAGAAUGGCUUAAAGUUUCCACUAUUUGCAAUCAAGUCUUUUUCGUGUUUUAGACUUUAAUUAGAUUUUUGAGAGUUAUUGUAUUAUCAUCACUCAUACUUUGAGAGAGCUGGGAAGAUUGUAAGCUAUGCAGAAAAAAAAACAGAAUUUACCUUGUAGAGAGAAGAAUUUGAACUCCUUUACUUCUUUUGAUUUCUUAAUGCAAUUUAUUCAUACUAUGAUUUUGUGUUUUGUUUCUGUUAUUUGUCUAAGUAAUUCAUUUGUUAUAUUUUGAGAUUUUCAAGAGUUAAGGAUGAAUUGUUAAACUAAAUAAAAUUGUUAGCGUAAUCUUAUAGUUCUUCAUCUGGAUUAAAAUUAAUGUUAGUUCUAGAUUAAUCACCUGGAAUUUAGAUCUUAGGUUAAUUGAUAGACAUGAAAUUGUUAUUGAUUUCCUUAAUUAAUCAUAGAUGAGAAAAUAUAUGUCUGCAAAUAAAUUUAGUUUAGGGAAUUUGUGAACUUAUCAAAUUCAUUCUCAAUGCUUGUUUGAACUGUAUAUGCAAAAAAAUAUGGAAUUCUAGGAUCUAGAUAUAGAUAAUCUCUGCAACGGAAGUAGAAUAAUUUGAAUAUUUUCAUUUGAGUUUAAGAACAGUUCUUAAUUAAACCCAUAGCAAUUUGUCUGGUCUUCGAUUAUGAAUUAUUUGUAAAUGUAUUUAAGUCCAGCACAUUUCCCAUUAAACUUACAACCGCUUUAGUUUGUCUUUCAUAUGCAUUACAUAUAUUAUUAUUUAGCUUAAUUAGAAAACUACAAUCUAUUGAGUGUUCCUGAGUCUUUGUAGAUUCGACACCUGAAUACUACACUGCCGAGUAACUCAUUUGGGAUAUAAUUUGAGCAUAUCAAAUCUGAUUUUGCAAUCCCACAAAAAGGUUCUCUUCCACAAAAUCUUCAUCAUCAUCCUCUUCAAGAACCUGUUCAUUACGUUGUUGAUCCCUCAGAGCUUGUGGUCGACCUUCCAUCAGCGUUCGUAAUACAGCCUCCAUCGAAACUCGUAUUGAUUCACGGAACUAUGCUCCCCGUAAGACCUCCGCUUGGUCAUCAUGUUGUUUAUGAGAAUCAUUCUUAAGAGGAAUGUUUAGGAUUCUUAAUUUGUCUCUCAUACCAAUUUUUUUGUUUUAUAACCCUCUCAUACCAAUUGUUGCAGCAUUGUAUUGGGAUAAUCAAAGAAGCUGUAACCAAACUUUGAUUAAGUUCUUCUACGACUCAUUCGUAUAGCUCAAUAGGGAAAUAGAAUUGUGAGGCGAUUUAUCAGAGGAAAAAAAAGAGUCUCUUGCUUAUUAAAUAAAUAACCAAGUCUAAGAAGAACACAUACGUUCUCCUUUUAUUACACCAACGUAGUAAAAUCAUAAUCUAACGAGACUUACGAAAACUAGCGAUAACCUUAAGGUUGAGACAUAUAUUCAACUUGCGACUUCUCCUUAUUUAAAGAAAAUCGAAAAGAAUUAAAAAAAAAAAGUCACAAGCUGUCAAUAAAUGUGUUACCCUCGCCAAUAGAUUGGCUACAUCAGAGAAGAACUGAGAAAACCCCAGAGAAACCCUAAACAGAGAAAGUACCAACCUCACUCUAUAGUCUCUCGGUCUCUUAAUCUCUAUCUGUCUCAAUGUAAACAUCUAAAACUUUUCCUAUUUGUCCACGUGUAUAUAUACCCUUUUUUUUGCUUGGAUAGAUUAUUUGUCAUACUUAAGUCAACUCUCUCUCUCGUUUUUCCCUUCAUCCGAGUCUCAGCAUUUUCCAGUGAAUUAUAUAAGCCAACAUUAUUUAAAUUAUUUUACUAAAGAAAAAACAUUCUUUAAAUUGAAAUGAUUCGCUGUCAAAUAAAAAAAACUGAAAUGAUUCAUAAUAUUACUUACAGAGAAACAAAUAGAAUUUAUAAAUAAUUUUGACCUUAAUUUAAAUUUCGAUGAGCUGUAAUUUAGGAUUUAACCCCUUUUAAAAAGAUUAUUUUUAAAAUGGUAAGAAAUCGACAGAAGAAGCCACUGAUAAACAUGUAGACUCUGGUGAUAAGCUUCUUCCAUUCGCUAGUGAUAAAAUCAAAGAAACAUAAACAUAAAUUAUGUAACAGAAGAAAAACAAAAGAAGACGAUCAUCACAUGCGUGAGUUUACCUUCCGUUUUUCACUAAAGGUCAACGUGACGCAUCAUUUUCAUCGGUUGUAAAGUUUCGCUCCUGGUGCUUCUGAUUGUGCAUUUUGACCUCUUUGAGGAGGUAUUUAGGGUUUUUUCUACAAACCUACAGAUCUAUGAGUUUAAGAACAAGCAUUAAUAGGAUUUUGUUGAGUAUAAUACCUAGAUUGUCUAUAACUCGUCUGGGUUUCGAUUUGAAAACCUAUAGUCUUUGUGUAGUAGUAUGCUCGGCUAAUAUGAAUCAUAAACCAACAUUAUUUAAAUUCUUUUACCAAAGAAAAAACAUUCUUUAAAUUGAAAUGAUUCAUGAUGUUAUUUUCAGGAAAACAAAUAGAAUUUCGAAAAUAAAUUGCGAUGAUCUGUAAUUUAGGAUUUAAUCCCUUUUAAAAAGAUUUUGUUUUUAAAAGGUAAGAAAUCGACAGAAGAGGCCACUGAGAAACACGUAGACUCUGGUGAUAAGCUUCUUCCAUUCGCUAGUGAUAAAAUCAAGAAACAUAAACAUAAACUAUGUAACCGAAGAAAAAUAAACGAAGACGAUCAUUACAUGCGUGAGUUUUACCUUCCGUUUUUUCAGUUAAGGUCAAGGUGAUGCAUCAUUUUCAUCGGUUGUAAAGUUUCGCUCCUGGUGCUUCUGAUUGUGCAUUUUUUGACUUCUUGUGGAGGUGUUUAGGUUUUUUUUUUCUGCAAGCCUACAGAUCUCUUUGGCUUUUGUCUGUGUAGAAAGUAGAAACUGAUUUUAAGAACAAGCAUUUGUAGGAUUUUGUUGAGUAUAAUAUAUGGAUUUAACUCGUCUGGGUUUCGAUUUGAAAACCUAUAGUCUUUGUGUAGUAUGCCCGGCUAAUAUGCUCGUCUUUCAUUAUUAUUUAUUAUUUAUUUUCAUUUUUGGGUGACACUUUGAUGACGGGAACAUAAACUUCUGCUAAUAUGUCUCCUCUUUCAUAGCAAUGGAAAAUUACAGGAGGGACAUUAUCAGCCAGUUGCCAGAUGAUCUGCUCUUAAGGAUACUGUCGUCACUUUCUCUUAAGGAAGUGAUGGCAACGAGUUUCUUGUCCCGACGGUGGCGGUCUUUAUGGAAGUUGGGGUCUAAACUCAAGAUUGGUGAUAAAGACUUCAGCGAGUUGCUUGUCAAAUGGGUUUCCAGAUCUUUGGCUAUUAGUAACCCUCAGAUUCUAAAGAGCUUGGAUUUAAAGCUUAUCCCAGGUGAACUUGAUAGAAAUAUAAACUCUUUUUAUAGGUUCUCCUCUUUGGUUGAAACCGCAGUUUCUUGCGGUUUGAGAGAGUUGAGAAUCGAGUUUCUUUACACAUCACUAGAACUGCCGAGUAUCUUCUAUGCCUGUGGGACCCUCGAAACCUUGAUACUCUGCAGGCUACAUUUCGCGGAUGUUCCGCCUAAUGGUUCCUUGUCGUCUCUCAAAACUCUUCGCCUUUUAUCCGUCAAGUUCUCACGCGACGAAUCUGUUCAGAAGCUUCUAAGCAUUUGUCCAGUUCUUGAAGAGUUGGUUGUAAGACGAUCCGGAUAUUCCAAUGUGGAGAUCUUCACUAUCAAUGUGCCUAGUUUGACGAGUUUAUCGAUUGAUUAUUUACGUGCGGGAUCUCAUCAACCCGCGGGUGUUCAUGGAUUUGUCAUAAAUGCUCCUACCUUAAGGUACCUGAACAUUAGAGACCGUCACAGUAACUAUUUGCUGUUCACAAAUAUGCCGGUGCUGGUCAAGGCGAAUGUUGAGGCUGUUUGUGAUCAAUCCGAGAGUCUAAUAGGAUCUCUUGCCUCAGUCCGCCAUCUCUCUUUGUGUUCUAAAUUUUCAAACAUUCCAUACCAUGCAGGCACUUCCUUUGCCUUUCUUGAACAUCUAGAGCUGUGUACUUGUUCUUCUGAGUGGUGGAAUCUACUUUCCUUCAUAAUCACAGACCCCCUAACCCUUCGAGUUCUCAAGCUUAAGUCGGUAUGUAGUAUUCAGUUUCCUUAAUCUGUGUGUUUUUUCCUUUUUCUCAAAUGGUCUAUAGCGCUAACACCUACUUUGUGCAUCUCAGAUACAUCGCGCCCAUUAAUGGUUCAUUGGAACAAGCAGACUUUUGUUCCUGAAUGUUUGUUAUCGCAUCUCAAGAAUUUGGAAUGUAAACAUUUAAAGGCACAAAGCUAAACAAGUGGCCAAAGUAUAUCUUAGCAAACGCUGGUCUUCUGAAAUUAUCUUGUCAACAUGUUUUCGACCUUUUUUUAAUUGAAUGUAAAAUUGAUUCGAAUGAGAAACUCAUUUCUAUA
Molecule: messenger RNA, 5782 nt
Organism: Brassica napus (rape)
Lineage: Eukaryota; Viridiplantae; Streptophyta; Magnoliopsida; Brassicales; Brassicaceae
Product: putative FBD-associated F-box protein At5g56560
Exons: 2
Coding region: 4470-5489 (339 amino acids)
Molecular function (GO): protein binding
Source: RefSeq, a predicted model, not a curated record